Hordeum vulgare subsp. vulgare (domesticated barley) is the source of this 1611-nucleotide messenger RNA. Its product is annotated as GDSL esterase/lipase At1g28600-like. The transcript has 5 exons. Lineage: Eukaryota; Viridiplantae; Streptophyta; Magnoliopsida; Poales; Poaceae. Bases 126 to 1214 code for a protein of 362 amino acids. The record is from RefSeq and is a predicted model, not a curated record. Gene Ontology annotation, molecular function: hydrolase activity, acting on ester bonds.
CUCCAGCUAAUCAACAAUCAAGCUUCGUCGUCGAGCCACCACAAGAGUCAAAACUCGAAGACACCGACGCGCUCGGUACACCCGCCCGGAAAGUAGCGUCGGAUCGCAGGCUACUGUAGCUCCCAAUGGCGCUACUUCGUCGUUUCCUCCUUCUAGCGGGCCUUCUCCUCGUCGCCGUCACCGGCGGCGCUGGCCUCGGCCACGCGCGCUACGACCGCGUCUUCAGCUUCGGCGACUCGCUCACCGACACCGGCAACUCUGCCAUCCUCCCGAUCACCGCCGGGGGCUCCUUCACCAACCCGCCUUACGGGCAGACCCACUUUGGCCGACCCAACGGGAGGGCCUCCGACGGCCGCCUCGUUAUCGACUUCAUCGUGGAGUCGCUGGGUUUGCCGCCACCGACGCCGUACCUCGCCGGCAAGACCGCGCUCGACUUCCUGCACGGCGCCAACUUCGCGGUGGGCGGCGCGACGGCGCUUGAGCCGGCGUUCCUGCAGAGCAGAGGGAUCACAUCGUUCGUGCCGGUCUCUCUCACCAACCAGACGAGCUGGUUCAACGGUGUUCUGCAGCUUCUCGACUCCACGGUCAACGGGAAGCGGGAGAUCAUGGCGAGGUCCCUCUUGUACCUGGGAGAGAUCGGAUUCAACGACUACUCUUUCGUCGCCGUCUUCGGCAACGACACCGCGGGUCUGGCGCAGAGUCUGGUGCCGCACAUCGUCGGCGCCAUCCGUUCAGUCCUGACCGACGCGAUCGGUGUUGGAGCGCGGACGAUGGUGGUGGCGGGGAUGAUACCGAUGGGCUGCGAGCCGGAGCUGCUGGCCAUGCUACCCGGCGGCGCGGGCGACUACUACGACCUGGCGUCCGGCUGCAUCACGCGGUUCAACCAGCUCGCCCAGCUGCACAACCGCGCGCUCAAGCGCAUGCUCUGCCAGCUCCGGCGAGACCACCCCGGCACGGCCAUCCACUACGCCGAUCUGUACCGCCCCAUCACCGCAGUCGUGUCCUCGCCGGGAAAAUACGGCUUCGGCGACAUGCCCUUGGCAGCGUGCUGCGGCGGCGGCGGGGGCCCGUACAACUUCAACUUCACCUUCUUCUGCGGCACUCCGGCGGCGACCGCGUGCGCCGAUCCGUCGAGGUCCGUUUCGUGGGAUGGGAUCCAUUACACGGAGGCUGCAAAUAAGUUCGUUGCCCUCGCCAUGCUGAGGGGAUUGUAAUGAGCCAUCAACGGACAAAACGCAAACAAAGGUUGGACAGCACAUACUGAGUGGUUGGUGCAGCAAUGCUACACAUACAUAAGUUUAUAUAGGUUUUAUAAAGAGGUGGUUUUUGAUUAAAGAUUAAGGGGAAUGAGGGCCCAUCCCCUUGAAAAUCAAGGGGGAAUGGUUAGUUAGAAAGAAAGAAUCCUAGUCAGCGUGUAAUCUCAUGUAACUCUUUGUAUGUCUAGCAUUUUCAAGGAGGGUGGGACCCUCAUUCCUCUUAAUCUCCAAUCAAAAUCCACCUCUUUAUAAAAUCUAUGUAAACUUAUGUAUGUGUAGCAUUACUGGGUGGUUGGUGUUGUAGAUGUAUUGAAAAAAAGAGUUGUUUGUAAAUUUUAUUUACACCCUUCAUUCA